CGGCGUGUGAAGAGGGAAGGGGCGUGGUCUUCAACUCGGUGGCUCCGCUUCCGGGUUUGCUUGUGGUUGCCAGGGGAGGCCUGGGCCGCGGCAUAGCAACGGAAAGCGCAGGGACGCUGGGUGAAGUCAGACACCGAUGCGGACCGUCCCGGGCUGCGGGAUCUGAACACGACCUCUCGGCUGGUUCUCCUGAAGCUACGCUAUAUGUUCUGUUUUGCACAACACUAAUUGCUGUUACUUGAAGAGAAAGAGUCAUGGCAGAUCCUGGAGAGGGCAAGAAGGAUGAGGCGGACUACAAGAGGAUGCACAGCUUCCCAUUAAUACGGCACACAGACAUGCCAGAAGAGAUGCGAGUAGAAACCAUGGAGCUUUGUGUUACAGCCUGUGAAAAGUUUGCCAGUAAUAAUGAGAGUGCAGCAAAGAUGAUAAAAGAGACAAUGGACAAGAAGUUUGGUUCCUCGUGGCAUGUGGUGAUUGGGGAAGGCUUUGGUUUUGAGAUCACCCAUGAAGUCAAGAACCUUCUAUACAUGUUUUUUGGGGGCAGCCUGGCUAUAUGUGUCUGGAAAUGUUCAUGAGGGACCUCAUUCAGGUUGCCCCCCCCUCCUACUUCUUACCUUCUACUCAGGAUGUGCUGCUACAAGGCCUCGCUCAGGAAAGAGUCUCCAGCCGGGCUCUCUAUAUUUAUCUUUUUGGGGUGUCUGGGAGUCACCUCUUGACCCAUUGGGAAUCAGAAGGGUUUGCAAUAGAUUUGCAGGCACCUACAGCUUGGAUUGUUUUUAACUAUACAAAAACGGGAAUAGUUCGGUUCUUGCAAUACGUUCCUAAGUAGGCGCUUCUUGGCUUUUUAACAAUCAAUUACACCAAAUGAAGAAUAGGAACAGAUGUCACACACCUUUUCCGAACCCCUGAUCCUCAGAGGCUUUUGUAACCAGUAAUAAUGUAUGCACAGGGUUUUACCGUCCAACUGGCAUCGCAGAUCUGGUUUCCCAAAUAUAUUUUAUGGUCGCCCUCAUUCUUCUUCUUAUUUUUCUCUAUUAUAAGAACAUUUCUCUUUCAUUAUCUAUUUCUUGACACCCUUCCCCCUUUUCAUUCUCAGUAUCACACGUUCUGUCAUGUAUGAGUCAUUCCUACCCUCUCCUCUUAACAAGCCGUCUCACCGUCUCCCCUCGGAGAAUACUUUUCAGCAUAAAUAUAAAUACAUUUCAUCACUUCUACAAUUUUGUUAUUAAUUCUUAAACAGUACUUAUAAGGCAGACCUGUCAUCCAUACAUUUAUAGAGUACCAGCAUGUAAAGGGGAAGGUGUCUAGAAGCUACGUGCUAAUAAGUUACAUUGAUGGCGGUCAGUUUGUUUGCAUUGGAUGUGUAAUAGAUGUGACAGGCAGUGGGGUCCCGGAAUUGUGUACCAGUUAAGUAUUGCUUAGGUUAGCUAUCGAUUUUUACAAGUAAUGUGUUCCAGAAAUCUCCUGGUUGAUGGGCUGGGUUUCUCUAUUCAUCAUAGUAUCAUUCACCUGAGUGUCAUGUAUACACACCUAAAUAGAUAGAUCUAUAUAUUUGUGCAAUAUAUUUUGUUUAGACUUCCUUCUUUUUUAUCUGCAUGUAUCAUAUCUGAAUUUCCAUCUCCUCAUUCUAUUUCUCUCUCCCCCUCACCUCCCUUUUGUCCAUUUGACGUAGACAUGCAUCAUAGCCUAUCCACAAGCCAUAAAUAAUAGAUCAGGAGAUUAGGAUACCACAGAGAAGCCUGCCAGCUACCAGUCCUUAAUUCCUCUUGUUCAGUGGCAGAAACGUGAAGCCAUGUUUCUUGGAAGGAUUUUAUACUCUGUUGGAACUUAUUAAAGUAUGCUGUUUUUUUAUGUUACCUCUGGUUAUAAAACGGUUUACUCUACUUGUCAU
Molecule: messenger RNA, 1891 nt
Organism: Hyla sarda
Lineage: Eukaryota; Metazoa; Chordata; Amphibia; Anura; Hylidae
Gene: DNAL4
Product: dynein axonemal light chain 4
Exons: 4
Coding region: 255-575 (106 amino acids)
Biological process (GO): microtubule-based process
Cellular component (GO): dynein complex
Molecular function (GO): dynein light intermediate chain binding; dynein intermediate chain binding
Source: RefSeq, a predicted model, not a curated record